Oppiella nova is the source of this 401-nucleotide messenger RNA. The record is from the annotation of a GenBank genome assembly. Lineage: Eukaryota; Metazoa; Arthropoda; Arachnida; Sarcoptiformes; Oppiidae.
GUAAAGUUAAAGGGAAAACUCACAUGACUUUCAUAAUCAGUGUUUACUUUAUGUGUUUGUGUUGUGAUCAUAGCCUCCAGUAAUUGAUCCCAAGAGUUGGUGAUCAUUAAGAUAUGGAUCAGUUGUCGAGUGUCUUAAAUAAUAUAAGUAAUGAUGAGUUGGUGACGAUGGAAAGGGAGGCCAAGGAUUAUGCCUUAUCUCAAGGUAUUGGCUUCAAACUCAAGACUAAUCCAUUGGACACCAUAUCCAUGGCACCCAUUACUCUAUUUCCCUCCCCUUUGCCGAAGAACCACUUCCAGACCGGCAAACGCCUUCAGCCGGUGAUCAACGAGUUGUCCCAUAAGAUCGCAUACAAUCACCACUUCUUGAGCGAGUCGUUGGCGAAGACCAUACAAGUGGAC